CAAGUGCCAUUCCACUGAUUGAAUCUGUGAGGUUGCGAUCCCUUGCCAUUAACCAUGAGCGCUACUCCCGUAAAGCCACGUAUCCUAGCCCUCUUCGAUGUUGAUGGGACACUGACGAUUCCUCGGGGUGAAAUUACCCCUGACAUGAUGGCGUUCAUGAAGGAUCUCAGCAAGAAAGUGACUGUUGGUAUUGUCGGAGGAAGCGACUUGCCUAAACAGGAAGAACAGCUCGGGACUGGUAUUGUCGACGUGUUUCCGUGGAAUUUUUCGCAAAAUGGUUUGGUCGCGUACAAUAAAGGUCAGCUAUUGGAGGUGCAGACCAUUGCUAAAUUUCUGGGGGAAGACAAUGUGAAGCGCAUCGUCAAUUGGGUUUUAAAGUAUUUGGUAGAUAUCGACAUUCCUGUCAAGCGUGGAACUUUUUUUGAAUUUCGCAGUGGAAUGUUUAACAUUUCGCCUAUUGGUCGUAAUUGCUCCCGAGAAGAGCGCAACGAAUACGAAAGAUUUGAUUUGGAAAACAACGUCCGCAAAAAAAUGGUGGAAGCCAUGGCCAAAGAAUUUGCUGACUUGGGGUUGACUUAUUCCAUUGGGGGCCAAAUUUCGUUCGAUUGCUUUCCGAAGGGAUGGGACAAGACCUAUUGCCUAAAGUUUCUAGAUGCUAGUGAAUUUGACGAAAUUCAUUUUUUCGGUGACAAGACCUUCGAAGGAGGCAAUGAUUUUGAAAUCUUUUCGCAUGAGCGAACGAUCGGCCAUACUGUCACUUCCCCCGAUGACACGAAAAAUCAAUGCACUAAGCUAUUUAUGUAAUGAAAAGACGUUUUCGAGCCGCGCGAUAAC
Molecule: messenger RNA, 834 nt
Organism: Phaeodactylum tricornutum CCAP 1055/1
Lineage: Eukaryota; Bacillariophyta; Bacillariophyceae; Surirellales; Neidiaceae
Gene: PMM1
Product: phosphomannose mutase
Exons: 3
Coding region: 55-804 (249 amino acids)
Biological process (GO): protein N-linked glycosylation; mannose metabolic process; GDP-mannose biosynthetic process
Cellular component (GO): cytosol
Molecular function (GO): phosphomannomutase activity
Source: RefSeq, a predicted model, not a curated record